Postia placenta MAD-698-R-SB12 is the source of this 615-nucleotide messenger RNA. RefSeq lists its product as hypothetical. Gene Ontology annotation, biological process: intracellular signal transduction; protein phosphorylation. The record is from RefSeq and is a predicted model, not a curated record. The transcript has 3 exons. NCBI's taxonomy places the organism in Eukaryota, Fungi, Basidiomycota, Agaricomycetes, Polyporales, Adustoporiaceae. Gene Ontology annotation, molecular function: protein serine/threonine kinase activity; ATP binding. The annotation marks the transcript as partial. Gene Ontology annotation, cellular component: cytoplasm.
AUGAAGAAGUGUUGUCAUCCGCACGUUGUGCGCUUGCUUGAGGUGAUCGACGACAACCUGAAUGAGCGCAUAUUUAUGGUGAUGGAAUACCUCGGCGGAGGCGAACUGAAGUGGCGUACCUCAACCCACGAGCCCGUCUUACGUGUCGACCAAACAAGGCGCAUAUGCCGUGAUGUCAUCCUUGGUCUUGAGUAUUUACACCACCAAGGUAUUAUUCACCGGGACAUUAAGCCCGCCAACCUCCUAUGGACCUCUGACCGGCGGACUGUUAAGAUCACCGACUUUGGUGUCUCACAUUUCUCUUAUGCGCAACGGCUUGCUGCUGCAGGCGCCGGCAUAGUUCCGUCAGGCGAUACGGACCCUAUCCUUAUGGACGACUCUGACCUAUCCAAGACUGCUGGCACGCCCAUGUUUCUUGCACCCGAGAUUGUCAGUGACACAGCAGAUAUUGCUGCAGCGUCGUCGUCGUCAAGUACAUUGCACCUCGCCCAACGGCGCAAGCCUCCAAUCACGAAAGCAAUCGACGUCUGGGCAUUUGGAGUGACGCUGUAUGGACUGCUCUUCGGCAAUUUGCCAUUCCACGCGGAUACUACUUGGGAGAUCUACCAGGUUAUA